Molecule: messenger RNA, 1386 nt
Organism: Brassica napus (rape)
Lineage: Eukaryota; Viridiplantae; Streptophyta; Magnoliopsida; Brassicales; Brassicaceae
Product: putative F-box/LRR-repeat protein At5g02700
Exons: 1
Coding region: 111-1034 (307 amino acids)
Molecular function (GO): protein binding
Source: RefSeq, a predicted model, not a curated record
UAGCCGUGCUUAGGGAGAUUGUGUUUCGGAGAUCGGGGUCAAGGUAGGGAAGAGUGGAAUCAUCAUCGAUUAAUUUGGAAGACUUAGAAAACGAAAACUAUUACUCGGACAUGCUGAAAGGAGAGGAGACUUCAUCAAUAGAGGACAGUGGAGAUUUCAUCAGCUCUAUGCCUGAUGACAUCCUCCACCAUAUUUUCUCCUUUAUUCCCACUAUUCUCGCCGUAAAAACUUCCAUCUUGUCGAGACGUUGGAGGCAUGCAUGGUGCGAGACACCUUGUCUCUCCUUCCGUGGCGUGGAAACGACGGCUCGUGUGAUAACCCAAACCCUAAAAUCUUACAGGGCUCUCAAAAUCACCAGCUUUCGUCUUGCUACCGCCUAUUAUGUCACUUCAGGCGAGAUUAAUAGCUGGAUCAAGCUGGCUAUGUCCCGCAGCGUGAAUAAUCUGUCUGUGUCCUUCCUUAAUUAUAGAUGUCCAAAUUUCUUCUUUCUUAGUUCCUCCUUGGAGCAACUCUCCGUGAGUCUUGCUUUUGUGAUAUGCACAACAGUGUCUUGGAAAUCCCUAAGAAGCUUGACACUGAGUUCAUGCAUUUUCUCUUAUGGUGAACCCAUUGCUAAUAUUCUCUCUGGCUGUCCAAUUCUUGAAACCUUGGAAUUGAUUUACUGUCGUGGUUUACCUCGGCGUCUUGAUCUGAGUAAAUCACUGAGCCUAAGGAGAUUUGAGAUUAGGUUGAGUUUCCAAAGUUCAUAUGUUGAGAUUAUAGCGCCGCAGAUCCAUUACUUGAAAUUAACAAUCUCUGAGGAACAAUGUACUUUAGUUGAUGUCUCCUCUGUGAUCGAAGCUAGUCUUGAAAUUUGCAUCCAUGAAAAUUUUCUCCCGGUGGCUGAUUUUGUUCAAAUCAUGGUGCUAAAGAUGCUAGAACAGCUGAAAAAUGUAGAGAGGCUUACUUUUGGGAGUACCCUUCUUCAGGUAUUAUAUGUUUUUCAUUCUUGUAUUGUCUAUUUAAGGGCUAAAACUGUUUGUUUGACGUAUUAAGGUUUUAUUAUUUACAAACCUAAAACCCCAAAUGCAUAUCUAAGCGCACCAUCGCAUACGUUGAAAACAUCAACUUGUUAACUAAUUUGUAACAAAAUACAGUUCGUACGUAUUAUGGUUUUUUUUUUUAAAUUCUGUAGAGAUUUAUAUUUUUGAUCAUGUCUGACUUGUAUCAUCAUCGUAUUGCUAGAUUCUAUCUCUGGCCGAGCUACGAGGUAUUCUUUUCCCAACGUUCAACGUCCAAACUUUGAUUGUUGAAACAAUGUUUGUUCGAUCUGCUAUUCCGGGUAUAACAAGGUUACUACAAAAUUCACCUAUGCUGAAGAAGCUAAUAGCACAGGCAACGUGCCGG